Acanthopagrus latus (yellowfin seabream) is the source of this 1985-nucleotide messenger RNA. It is a transcript of the gene socs3a, whose product is annotated as suppressor of cytokine signaling 3a. Gene Ontology annotation, molecular function: 1-phosphatidylinositol-3-kinase regulator activity. The transcript is spliced from 2 exons. Gene Ontology annotation, biological process: intracellular signal transduction; phosphatidylinositol phosphate biosynthetic process. The record is from RefSeq and is a predicted model, not a curated record. Gene Ontology annotation, cellular component: phosphatidylinositol 3-kinase complex. Bases 344 to 961 code for a protein of 205 amino acids. Lineage: Eukaryota; Metazoa; Chordata; Actinopteri; Spariformes; Sparidae.
CACUGCUUCACUAGUAACUCACAGCUCAGCACAGAGCAGCACACGGGCCACAGCUGCUCACACACACCGAGAAAGCUACUUUACAAGUGUGAAGUUUGUUGCCAAAGAAUUAUCAUCCUGACAGACAGACAGACAGACUACUCAGCAACAGUGAACAUCUGUCCUAUUACUUGGAUUAUUUUUUUUUCCAAAAAGACCACGUUUGGAGAAACAUUGAAGGUGUUUCCUCUCAACACACACUGACCUCCGGGACAACCCUCUGAACCUCUGUUUAACCCCCACCACCUCUUCUCUCGUCUGAGCGGUGCCCAGUGCUCCCCCAGGCUGCCGAGAAAAGCAGGCCAUGGUAACUCACAGCAAGUUUGACAACGCAAUGAGCAGCAGCAUCUUGGACUCCAACAUGCGGCUGCCUCAACGUUACAAGACCUUCGCCUCCAAGACGCAGUACCAGAUGGUCCUCGCCACACUGCACAAGCUCCAGGAGAGUGGCUUCUACUGGGGCGCCAUCACCGGGAAGGAGGCCAAUGCCAUGCUGGCGGCUGAGGCCACCGGCACAUUCCUCCUCCGGGACAGCUCCGACAACCGGCACCUGUUCGCCCUCAGCGUCAAGACGGCGUCAGGCACCAAGAACCUGCGCAUCCAGUGUGAAUCAAGCUCUUUUUUCCUGCAGACAGACCCUAAAAAUGUUCAGUCUGUUCCUCACUUUGACUGUGUCCUCAAGCUGGUGCAUUACUACAUGUCUCAGAGCAAAGGGAACACUCGCAGUGGGAGUAUCUACUACAUCUACUCCGGUGGGGAGAAGAUCCCUCUGGAGCUCAUCAAACCUCUCUCCGCCAGCUUGUCCACCUUGCAGCACCUGUGCAGGAAAACGGUUAACGGACACUUGGACAUUUCCACUAAAAGAGACCAACUUCCUCAUCCUCUGAAGGAGUUCCUCCAGCAGUAUGAUGCUCCUAUCUAGAGGCGUUGGACUUGAUGCUCUUGAAAGGGCAGAAAAAGACUCAAGAAGAAACUGGACAAUUUCAGUGCAGCUGAGGAAUAACGGCCGAGCAGAGCCAAGAGAGAAAAUAGGAGCUGUUAAAGUGUACUGACGAGAUGUUUCUCUCACAGAAAAAGGGCCUGUUAAGGUCACAGAAUUGAGGACUAAUACAUGAAGAGGGAACUGAUGUAAUCUGGGGGUAUGAAAGAGAGAUAACGUCUGGCGAUGACGUACGACUUACUGAAAGCUGAAGUGAGGCGUACAGUCAGCUGUCUACAGUCUGAUGACACACAGGUUCCCUCUGCUGCUAACCAAUGUGCUGCGAGGCUGCAGCAGCCUCCCUGGAUGAUCAUCGCGGGCAACAUCUGUCCCGCAUCCUGGGACCUCUGACCGAGUGUACGCUGGAAAUUUACAGACAAUGGAAAACUUAGUCCUUGUACAAAGACACUGAUGGCCUUCUGGGUGCAUAUUCAGCACCGAAUAUCACGAGAUAAAGGGCUGAACUUUUAAAAAAAACAAAACAAAACAAAUAAAUCUGAAUCGUAUGUGUUCAGAGCAGAAAAUGUGGAAAGAGGAAGGGUCAAUGCCAAACUUGCCUGAGCUAGACAACAGUUCUUUCGACUGAAUCCUACUUGAGACAACAGUCACAGGAGAGAAAUGCCAAGAGAUGUGGUAGUUUUUGUGGCACAGACAGGCUUAGCCAUUGUCUGCAAAUGAAUGUAUUAAAAUAAUGGUAUCUGUCUUUUCCUGAUGAGGAGAAGAGUCCAAAUGUAUUUUCAUGAGUUUACAUGAGUGAAGACGACUUGUGUUUUUUUUUUUGUUUGUUUUUUUUGGUGCUGUCUUUUAUAAAGAUGUACUCUUUGCCAGCCAAACCUUUGGCUGUGGUUGCUUGAAGAUAAUUUGAGAAGUUUGACGAAGCAGGCAGACUGAUACAACUUUGCACUUAUUUAUAUUUGUAUGAACAUUUCAUUAAUUUAUAAUAAAUGAGCACUAUUUUUCUAUGAAA